GUGUCAUAUGAAUGUGACAGCCUUGUUUGCCACACCGUCUGAUCGCUCUCUCUUGCCUUCAUUUGGAAGCCCUCCGUCCAGUUCAACUCAUCCCAAGUUAGUCUUCUCUGUGACAGCUGCAGGACACCAUGAGUCUCUACAACAACCGUUAUGGAAGUACGCGUGGCUUCAGUAGCCGAUCUCAAGGCUCGCUGUCUAGUAGACCCUCAAUGUAUCGGGCCAGCACCAGUGGCUUCCAGCCUGGACUUCAGAGGUCCAUCAGUGGUCUGAACUUAUCUCGUGCCAUUCCAGGGUCCAGCACCUUCCUGCUCUCCUCACUGCCCAACUUGGAGGUGGAUCCCAAGCUGCAUGAGCUCAGGUUGAACGAGAAGGAGCAGAUUAAGGGUCUGAACAAUCAGUUCGUCAAUUUCAUUGAUAAGGUACGGGACCUUGAACGGCAGAAUAAAGUUCUUGAUACCCAGCUGCGCCUGCUGAAGGACAAGGACAGUUACAAGUCUAAGGUUGACCAGAUCACCUUGACUUCGAGUAACCAUCUAAAGCAGCAGAUUGAUUUACUCCUGCGUGAGAAGGACAAGCUGCAGGUGGAGUUCCAUAACAUGCAAGCAGUGGUGGAGGAUCUCAAGAGCAGAUAUGAGGAUGAAAUUAACAGGCGAAAUCAACUUGAAAAUGAUUUUGUGUUGACAAAAAAGGACUUGGAUGAUACUUAUCUUCACAAAGUGGAUAAUGAGUCCAAAGUGGAAAGCCUGACAGAUGAGAUCAACUAUGUGAAACAGCUCUAUGACGAGGAGGUACUAGAACUGCAAUCUCAGGUGCAAAAUGCCAACGUGACCGUGGAGAUGGACAAUAAUCGGGACUUGGAGAUGAAGCAUGUCAUGGAGGAGGUGAAGGCUCAGUAUAAAAACAUGGCAGACAAGAGUCGUCAGGAGGUGGAACACUGGUACAAGAGUAAGAUCGAUGACAUGGUAAACCAGGCCAGGAGAACAGAUGAUGAGUUGAAGUCUGUGAAGAAUGAGAUUGGAGAUUUACAUCGAAUGAUCCAAAGAGCCAACAGUGAAAAUGAGGCCCUAAAGAUCCAGAGGUCAAAUCUAGAACAUGCAAUUGCUCUAGCAGAGGACCACGGGGAACAGGCUAUCCAAAAUGCCAAGGCUCAUGCACAGGAGCUCGAAGAUGCACUGAAGAGAGCAAAGCAAGACAUGGCACGCAAGGUGAAGGAAUACCAAGAUCUGAUGAACACCAAGCUGGCACUGGACAUUGAGAUCGCCACCUACCGUAAGCUACUGGAAGGAGAGGAGAGCAGGCUGAAUAACCACUCAACUUCAAAAUCGCAGCUCAGUGUCUUUGACAAAAUGGCCAAUUUCUUAAACUUAGAUACGAAAAGUAGCUCGGCACCACGGAUGUCUUCAGGACCAAAAAAAGUGGUUCUGGUGAAGACCAUCGAAACCAACAAUGGAAAACAGCUGUCUGAGUCAAGUCACUACUCAGAGGAGUAAGCUCUGCAAUUUAGGAGACCUCUCCUCGACCCAGCACUUGCAAUGUUCUACAUGAUGUCUCUCUGUUACAAACUGGCUUACCGUUACAAACUGGUGUACCGUUUUCCAAUCUAAGUGUAAGGCACAGAAUAUAGAUUUAUACCUUAAAUCCGGGAGAGGUGGGUAGGCUCUGUAACUGCUGAGACUUGGGUUCAAUCAAAAUACCGGAUUACUCCUCCAAGAAAAAUUGUCCAAUCUCAAUCCACUAAAGAUAAGAGAAAAAGAAAACCUUUACUGAAACAACAACACCCCUAAGGAUUUACAGAGAAAAUUAUGCGUUUUGACGAGUUUUGUGUCUAGCCUGGUACUUUAUCAGAGACAUAGACUAUAUUUUCCUGAGGAGGAAUCCGCAUUAUUUUGAAUGAACCUUCCAUAGAAGGUCUAUCUAUCACGUAGUUGAGAGGU
This is a messenger RNA of Pelobates fuscus (common spadefoot toad), 1934 nucleotides long. RefSeq names its product keratin, type II cytoskeletal 8-like. Bases 129 to 1490 code for a protein of 453 amino acids. Gene Ontology annotation, cellular component: keratin filament. Gene Ontology annotation, biological process: intermediate filament organization; keratinization. NCBI's taxonomy places the organism in Eukaryota, Metazoa, Chordata, Amphibia, Anura, Pelobatidae. Gene Ontology annotation, molecular function: structural constituent of skin epidermis. The transcript is spliced from 9 exons. The record is from RefSeq and is a predicted model, not a curated record.